UGUAAGUCCGAUCUGAAUGUCGUGUCCAAUAAGGCAGAAGGCCGUGUCCAAACAAUGUCUGCAGUUACCUCUAUCUCUACUCUGAUAAAGAAGAAGAAGAAGAAGAAGAAGAAAGCUAGGCGCUUUCUGCACUUACCUGGCGAUGCUGAACUUGCAGGUACCGCGGAGCCAGCUAUGGCGCUGGUGCAGGAGGACAUCCACAACCUUGACGAUGUGGUUCACACUCACAACCAGGCGUUUGAUCAAGUCAACAACCGCCUCCAGCAGCUGGAGCAACGACCCGUCGCCGCCCCCGAUGCCAGCUCCUCCAACACCUCCGAUCGCCUCAAUGCAUUGGAGAUCGACGUCGGAACCCUCAAGGACGACGCGCAGCUACAGCAAACCGUCACGCAACAACUGGAGCAGCGGAUCUUUGCUGCCGCCACCAAACCGAGUUCGGCACCGCGCGAGACGACUCCAAAGUUCGAUGGUCAGGAUAACUUCUGCGAUUCGACGAAGACGGACCCGAUUCCAUGGCAAGGGCAAGUCGGGAAACUGAGCACCGCUGGGAGUGAAUCGACGACACUCUCGACGCCUUCGGAACCGGUCGCUUCGCGGGUGACCACCCUUCGUUCCGAGGCAUAUGCGGAAGUCGAUAGUCCUCCUCUUCUAUAUUCUUAUGAGGAUUAUGCUGCCCGGCUCGUUCCUACGCUGGGUACUCAUGCUCAAGGACAAGACGUGUGUGCGGCAUCUUUCCCGUCCGACAGUGGCAACUUAUCGUCUUCAAGUGGUUCUUCACGGGAUUCGGCGUGCGAGUUCAACAUAGAGGUAUUGGACCCGCUCACGUCCGAGGAUUUCGCAUGGCUUCCUCUCUCGACCACGGACCGUUUGCCGGGACUGCGAUACGCAACAUUAUGCGCUCAUCUUCACACAUAUCUAUCCUUCUAUGCACCACCAACUUCGCCGACGGAGGAUAAAGUCGCGGUGGGGGACAUCCUUGCGUAUGUUACCAAGGUGGCCCGCGAGUUUCGCAAGCAGCGGUAUGAUGACAACAACGCACCGCUCCUCUAUGUCCGCAUCCAAGUUGGGCAAGCGCCCUGCAACGCUUUGCUGGAUAGCGGAGCGACUCGCAAUUUCAUAAGCCAAACCUUUAUGCAAAGGGUUGGCCUUGGCACACAAGUUUGGAGGAAGGCAAACCCGACGACGAUCAAGUUGGCGGACGGAAGGACACAUUGCCAACAACUUAUCGACCGUUACAUCGAGGCCGUACCGGUGUAUUUCGCACCUCAUGCAUGUGAACCGGUGACGUUCGACAUUUUGGACACGGACUUCGAUAUCAUUUCGGGAAUGUCUUGGCUUGCAAGUGCGUAUCACACGGUCAACUUCCACCAGCGGACUCUUACCGUUCGGGACGCCUUCGGCGUCGAAGUGCCGUGUACUAUUCCUCUUCCGCACCCUUCGAUCCAGUGCCAAGUGGUGACGACCAAGUCAUUCCGGGCUACUUGCGCUUACGAGCAGCCCGACGAGAUAGGCCUAUGCUUCCUACGGACCGUCGCGGUAGCCGAUUCUUCCCCCACGAACUUGUCCUUGGACCCCCUUGUGGUGCGGUUGCUUGACGAGUUCACCGACAUCUUCGAGUCACCUACCGGUGUGGUGCCGGAUCAGCCGAUCUCUCACGAGAUCAUUCUUGAGGCCGGUGCCGUGCUGCCGAAAGGCUGCAUUUACCGCAUGAAUGAGGAGGAGCUUACGGUCCUCCGCACGCAAUUCGAUGACUUGUUGGACAAGGGCUGGAUCCGCCCUAGUCCGGGAGGAACACGACCAGGCAGGAAAGCUGAGAAAGAAAAGCCUCGAGUAGAGCCUGGAGGAAAUUUUCAACAACCUGCUUUACCUACAGUUGGAACAAACUGGGGACGGAGCAGCAGCGCUUUCCAACAAACUGGUCGCCGUGAAGGGGAUUUCAGGAAACCAGAUAAUGGCCCGAAUGCUUAUGCCAACCGAUGUGUUCCCUCUUUGGCGGGAAUGGAAAAGGAUGGUCCCUGGAAUACAGCUGAAAGAGGUGGUAACAGAAAUGAUCACAAAGAUGGGCCGGAUGUUUUCCACCAGGUGCGAACGGAAAGCCACGGUCCUUGGAAUAAGGCUGAACGAGGUGAUAAUGACAAUGGUCACAUGAAUACACGGGAUGGUUUCUGGCACAACCGCAAAUCUGCUGGCUUUGGUGGCGUCCAAGAAGAAGCACAUCACAGACACAACUUUGACGAGCAAGCAAAUUUGCGAGGUCCUUAUACCAACCAAUACGCGCCUUUUUCACUGUCCACGCAAAGCAAUGGUACUCCGGUGACAGGUGGCACUGAAAAUAGUGCCAAUUGCCGAAAGGACGGAGAAGGGAGGUCUUCUGCUCUUUGUGGAGCUCAAGAAGCACAGCAUCAUGGGCAUGUGCAGAUUCCAAUUUUUCAUUCUCGCGAGCCUGUGCGGUUUUCCUCACCAACUGAACUUCCUGAUCGUUGGAAAACAAAUGGCACAAGUGGUGCAAAGGGUGGUGGACCAAGUGGUGGAGCGACCACUGCUCCUUGGAGUGCAAUUGGAACAGCUGGUGGAACAAGUGAUGGAACAAAUUUUGGACCAAGUUGUGGACCAAGUCAUGGAACAACUGGUGGACCACGUGAUGGAACAAUCGGUGGACCAAGUGGUGGAGUGACCACUGCUCCUUGGGGUGCAAUUGGAACAGCUGGUGGAACAAGUGAUGGAACAAAUGUUGGACCAAGUUGUGCACCAAGUCAUGGAACAACUGGUGGACCACGUGAUGGAACAAUCGCUGGACCAAGUUAUGGAACAAGUGGUGGACCAAGUUAUGGAACGAGUGGUGAACUAUGUGAAGUAGCAAGUAGUGGAACUGCUCAUGGAACUACUCGUGGAGCAACCCCUGGUCCUUGGAAUACAAGUGCAACGGUUGGUGGAACAAGUGUUGGACCAAGUGGUGGAACGGGUGGUGGAACAAGUGGUGGAACAAGUGGUGGACUAACUGGUGGAGUUAUUGGCACUGAUCAUUGUCAGAACGAUGCAAGUCCUCGGCAGGACAGUACCGGGCAGUUUGGGGCUCACUGUGAAAAUGGGGGGAAGGGGGAUUGCCAACAGGAGAGUGUUUGUCGGAGUUCAACAGGUGUCGAUGACAUAGACACUGUAGGAGAUGUGAGCUGCAAGGACAAUCCUUGUUGGGAUUCAAUGGGAGGUGACGGAGUAGAACUCACUGGAGGACCGAGUCAAGAGGAGAAGGCUCACUUGAACUCAACACGUGUCAAUGUAGUAGACAGACACAGCCCUGAGAUGAUGGCCAUGGAAGUGAAUUGUCGUCCUGCUGUUGCUAGAGUCGUACGGCACUUUCCUGAAGGUAACAAACCUCAGAAGGGAGAUGAAUGUCAUUCAGGGGUAUCUAGUGCUUUGACAUCAGGGCCUCAGCAGUCAGGCCACGAAAGCCAAUUUUCUGCCACUAGGAGGCAAUCCAGGGCUUUUGGCACUACCAGCCGGAUGGAGCCUUCUUUCUCGAAGAUGCACACAAAUCGCGAUUCUGGAGGUGAAAAUGGAACAAGCAGUGGCUGCAGAAACGUUUUCAUUCUACGCCAGUUGGAGAAUAUGGAAGUCCCAAGUGCCACAGAUGGAACAAUGCAGUCCCGUCAGCCCACUCACAACGACAUGCAAUGUGAAUUUCGCACUAACACUGGGCAGUCAGAGGCACCCAGUGCCAGUGGCUGGAAGGGGAUCGUAACAGAGGAGCAGAUGCAUUCAGAGAUGAAGAGUGAUCAUGCAAUGAGCACCAUUCGCAGAACCGGGUCCACUUUGAAGUUAGCACCAGGGAUCAAUGAGUCCACUUCCAACUGUGUCCAGCAAGCACCUGGAUGGGAAAGUGAAAGUGAGUUGUCUAUGGUUGUCGCACAAUCCAAAUCCUUCAGUGAGAGGCCAAGGGAGGGGAAUGCAUCACAUGAACAGGUCCAGUGCCACCUGCUGGGUGAGAAUGCAGGAAGCAAUAGCCGGAAGGCUGGUUGCAUUCAAUCAUCGCAGUUCAAUGUAUUUGCCAGUAACCUCUGUAAGGAUGCUGAAUCUACAAACACUGUAGAUGGAUUAUCAGGGCAACAACACAGCGUCAAAACUCAACUUUCUGUGACCACAGGGCAAUCUAUGGCCUCCCAUGGAAACAGAGUGGCAGCGAACUUCUCAAAGGAGAACAUGCAACUGCAUUAUGCGAGCAAAGAGGGAACAUGCAAUACGCAUGGUAUUGACUGUACCACACCAUCGCAGGCAGCCUUGUUCCCCAGUUGUAAACACCAAAAGGCAGCUACCAGCACUGCGCAGGCAACACAGCUUGCUAUUCAAUCAUUGCUCUGCAAUGAGGACCAGGGAAAGUGCAACAACAUGGGUGAAAGUAGCACAGUUUACUAUCCUCCGGGGACUGAAGCAAUGGUGUAUUCAUGUGAAAGACGGACUCUUGAUGAAUAUCGUUUACCGACACAUGGUAGGGUGAGAACAGAUCUCCAGCGUUCAAGCCAUCAAAGCCGAUGUGCAGGUGGCACCGGGCAAUCAGAGACCGCCGUUUCUGAAAGUUCAAGACCCAUAUGCUCGAACGAAUCAGCAAACCAGCUUCCCAGUUGCAUUUCAAGGUCACAAAUACAUGGAGACAUUCCAAGGGGUCUUUGGCAAUCAAGAUUUCCACCUGCUAGUGGGCAGAGGCCCGACAAUAGUGGAUUGGCACAUAAAUAUCCAGAAAGUGGCUGUCAUCCCACUGAAACCACCAUUACAAUGGUGAAUGGGAGUGCAGAGCACAGGAGUCCUAAUAUGCCAACCAAGCAGAAUUUCAGUGAUGUUCAUCCAUUCAGGGGAAACUGGGUUGCCAACCCCGAAGUCGACCCUUGGACACCGACGAGAAGUUCAACAUGCAAUCAGAUGGUAUGUGAAUCUCGGAGGCCACAGCAUGGCCCCUCUGUGAUAGAAAUGGAGGAAAACCAACAGCCAAUAGCUUGCAGCAGUUUCACAUCGGAAGGACAACUACCUGUAGCUGGCUGGAAGACACCUCUUUGUGAAAAAGCAGAGCUGACUGGUCACAAGAGUUGGACUGGAAAGGCUCCUCCUCGCAACAGACAUCAUAUGACAGAAGGGUGUGUUGCUGGUCAUUUGAAUAUCAGCCAUACUCGAGGAGGAGAUAAAAGAGAGCUUGGUGAUGAGGAGGGCUCCUCUCCUUGUCAAGCAUUCGAGCUAUGCAAUCACAAUAUGUGGGCCAAAAAGGACCUUCAGAAUCAACCAUCUCAAUUGGGAAGGAACGAUGCAGAUGAGCUGAGUGGUAGUGAUGCUCCUGCCCCAGACGCAAGGCGACUUUGUCUCUGGAAAAGAUCUCCUUCCGGGAUUGGAGGGACGCGGGAUCCUAAGGAUAGCCAUGGUUGCCGUGGCAGUAUGCAUGCUGACCAAAAGGAAAGCAAGAAUGUUCAUGGGGUGGAGGAAAACGGAUCCCAUGCUCAGACUGGAUGUCGUUAUAGGGCUGAGAAAUAUCGAUCUACGAGGGAAGAAGUCAAGCUUCCUGGUGAAUGGAACAUGAGCAGCACUUAUGCAUCUGAGGAAAGACAACUCAGUGUCCAGGAAGGAUCGCUACAUAGAGUGGCAGAGACAUGUAAUAACGAACCAUGGGCCACUGGGAAUCCCCGGUGGCGCAUGGGAUUGGGGGAAGGGCGAUUGGCUGACCAGCCAGACACGUACAUUCAUCCCAUGGGAGAAAGCAGAUAUCAUGAGUGGAGGCGCGCUCCCUCAAGAACAGACAGCUCAAUCAAUUGCAACAUCGCAGGUGUGCAGAGCCCUGCCAAUGACAGGUCACGAGGGCUAGGAAACUGUGCCAGACAGCUAACGAUCAAUAGGAAUAGCAUUCAUACUCCAGAGAGACAGCGGACGCUUGGCCAAAAGACUGCUCCUUUUAGAUAUGUCGAGCAUUUCGAUGGCAGGCAGGGCAUGCCGGAUUCAAUGAAUACAAAUCGUCCCCUGCCUGUGGAGGGAUGGAGCCUACUUGAGGACCUCCUCAGGGACAGUCUUUCUUCGGCAGAGGAAAGACAGCUUGGCAAUGUCGAAGUCACUGCUGGUAGGGCUGCUGAGGCUGGCACUCAUACAGGGGCUCUUUGGGAUAACAGGUCCCAAAGGGGAAGGGACCUCAUGGACAGGCCAACUGACAAGUGUAGUGGAUUCUAUUCAUCAGAGGAAAACAGAGUCGCUAACGGCAGACCCAAGCAAAAUACAGUCCCUACUGGUGGAGCUGUGGAGCCUGGCACCCACGUGGCCAUUCCUUGGGAUUGUAUGUCACAAAGAGAAAGGCGAACCAUGGACCGCCGACCAACCCGCAGGUGUGCUGCAGGAGUCGGCUCGUCACAGGAAAACAGACUUGGCCACUCAAGAACAUCAUUUUGCAAAAUGGAAGAGACAUGUGACAACGAGAUGCAAGGUGUGCCGAGUGAUUAUUUACCACCGAAAGGAAGUCGGGAUAACUUUGAAAAGUCUGCAAGGAAUCAGGAUAUUGAGAUGGUGGCUUUGCUGGCAUCUCCAAGUGAUAAAAUAGCUAGAGGUCAAUGUCAGCCGAUUUUCGAUAACCAGGCCAACGAUUGGGAUACAGAUUGUGACAAAGUCGAGAGGGUCCAAAAGCCUAUCAUUACUCCUGCUGGCCAAGGCCUUGGCUUUAAGUUUACGCAGGGGGAAGAGGACAACCCAGCAGGAAGCCCCGAACUGGGUUUUGAAAACCUGAUUGAGGAAUGGAACGGGAAUGCGGAUUGGGAAAUUGACUGUAGUAAGGGGGAUAGCGUGCAUAUGACGAUUCCUGCUGAUCUUGGCGUCGGACAUCUGGCAAAGAAGCAGUACCAUGCAGCAGCAACUCCUUUGGACUCCGGAGGAAGUCAUCUCACUCAAAACCGAGCGCAUCGGGCCUUUGCGCAUCCGUUUGAAGAGUGGGAUAUGGAGUGGGGUACAUCAAACAAGAGAAGAGACGAAAUUUGGAUGCCUUCAGGUCAGCUCGAAUUUGGAUGUCCUCCAUGCAAGCAGGACAACCCGGCAGCGCUUCCUGCAGCGUCAGAAAGUGUUGAGUUGACUCAAUCCCAAGCCAGAUGGGAAUUGGAAAACAACUCCAUCAAGGAUUUGGACUGGAAUCACCUUGUGGAUACAGCCCGUGGACAUCGGAGUGACACUGUGUUGAACACUGCAUUCCGAAAGCUUUGGCAGUCCAACACUUCGCCGGUUGGCAAAGAUAAUUUUCACCCUCCUACCAAGACUACCAAUACUACCAGGAGUCACAGAGGGAGCAGUCAGUUGUUGCCAGCGACAGGGCGAGCCAAGAGUCAAGGUAAUAGCCGCGUGUCAUUGCUAUCACGAAAGCACAGUGCACUGCAAACAUGGCCCUCAGAGCUCAGCAGGCAAGGGAAACCAGAUAUUGGUGGGUUUUGCUUUUAUCGCUCCAAAAGACCUGCUGCCGGGAACCAUGAAUUGAGAAAGUCCAAGAAGAGAGCUCAACAUUCGACGGACAGCGAAAAUGCCCAUGAUAACAUCUCAGCAGUGAGCGGCCCGACUGCAAGCAUGGCCAGCUGCAGUUUAUCAGACGAUGAGGAACGAGACGUUAGAAUGAGUGUCUGGGCAGGCGGGCCAGCUUUUGUCAGAUCGAGGUCUGACUGCAGCGGAUCAUCAUCCACCACCUCUUCUUCAGUGUUUCCUUCCAGCACAUCACUGAAAAGGAAAUGCACAGAACUUCACAACACUCCCAGCGAAGACAAUUGCGCCGAGCCGCUAUCAGCUAGGGGAUUUUCUGCGACAUCGCUACCUUCUGCCAGAGGGGACUACAUAGACUUAACACAACAGGAUAUGGAUUCAGUGCAAGAUUACGAGGAGCUGCCAAGAGUUAUGGGAUCCCCUGCGGAUUCAUCAUCUUCUGCAAAGAGGAAACGACACACGGAAAAUAAUGCAAAUCCUGACGAGGAUUGUGGACGGCUGCAAGGAGUUUCCAGCUUCGCCGCCAGGGGAGGUAGUCAGCCCACGCAGCAACGAAUCAUCAAGCAGGAGAUUGUCGCAAUCGAAGGAGAGGAUGAUGAUGGAAGUGAUCACUUUGAAAGAGUUGCUGACUGGUGCGAUUAUCAUCGACACGAAGAUCUGGAAGACCAAAGGAUGCAGAACAUGGGUGCUCCACAGAUUCAAGGGUAUGGGAAUGGGGUCGGUGGAGGGAAUCAACCGGGUGUCGUGUCGUGCUAUAUAUGUGGGAAGGUCGGCCAUUACGCCCGGAACUGGUGGGCUGCCGGGAGUGGGAGGCAACCGGUUCAGCAGCAGCCCAUCCAACCGAUGGCAGCGGUGGAUGACGAAACCAAGGAGAUGCGGGAGUACUUUCGAGAGAAGAUUAGGAAGAGGAAACUUGACGAGGAGAGAAGGGAGAGGGAAGAAGAGGAGAGGCGACGGAAGGAGGAGGAGAAUAGAAGAGAACAGGAGAGGCUGAGGGAGGCGGACGCAAGAGAAGCCCGCUUGGAGGCUAAACUGGGGAGGCAAGGUGUGCUUCAUAUCACAGUGACAAAAGGAACGAUUUGGAGUGAUAGUUGGAGGGUGGUACGGGGGAAAGUGGGAGAGAGUACGGUGAUGGUGGGAGGGGUGGAGAAACCCAUUAGGGAGUGUAAACGGAUUAUGGAAGGAGGAGGAAGGUUUCAGGUGGGGAAGGUGGCGGCUGAUAUCAUACGAGGAGCAAUGCCGGAUCAGGACAUUGCCAGAUUCGUGGCAGCAAGGGUGAGGGUCGUGGUAAGGAAGAGGUUGACUGUCGGCAUGAUUAUCCAUAAUCACUUGAAGUACGCUGACGGGGGGGAUGCACGUAAAGGAGCCACGUUAUUAGUAUGUCCGGUCUUGUACCUCCGCGCAUGCAAGGAGACCUUCAAUUGGAAUCGAAGUUUUCAGGUGAUCAAUGAGACGGAAGCUCAGGUGCUGGGGGGGAUGAAGAUGGAAUACGAGCGCUUGAGUCUAAAGGGGGUGGCGAGGUGGCAAACGGGAGGGAGGAUCGGACGAGCAUAUGUCUUACCCAAGGACAAGGAUUUGGACCGGUGGAGGCCGAUUUCGCCAGGUACCAACGAUCCUGCGAGGCUCGCCGGAGCCCGGGUAGGGAGGGCGAUUAGGUACAUGUUGUUUGGCGUUCGGAGGACCGAGCAUUUUGACCUUAGAUCGACGGACGAGUUGAAGGAAAGGUGUGAAGCGUUUCAGCGGGAGAUGGGGAAGGGAGGAGAUGGUGUUCUCGCCAGGAGUUACGACAUUAAAGAUAUGUUCGCUAAAUUGUCGCAUCAAAGGGUUAUGGAGGCAGUGGAAUGGCUGAUAAUGUAUCAUGAGAAGAGAGGAAUGAAGGGUGCGAGGGUCAGUCAAAGGGGGAAGUUGUGCGCAAUGAGGACCCUGAGGAAGGUCGAGGGUUUGGUCACUCUCGGGUUCGACGACAUUAGGAAGGAGGUGGAUUUUGAGUUGACGUAUAUCUAUGUCGGGUGUACCCGUGUGGUGCUGAGGCAAAUUUUCAGGAUUCCUAUGGGGAGGAAUUCCAGCCCAGCUCUGGCGUGCUUGGUAUGUGCGAGGUCUGAGGCGACCUUUAUGCGCCAGGUGACCAGAUCGGGGAUGAUGGUAAGGGGGAUGAGGAUGAUUGAUGAUGUGGCAGUGAUGGUCGGGUUUAGGACGAACCACAUGGAUACAAUGGUGAAGGCUGCAACGAUACUCGACGAAUUUGAGAAGUGUUAUGAUGAGGAUUUGAAGCUUGUCCGAAAGGAUGGAGGGGGAAAUGUUUUUGAUUUCAUAGGGGUUUGUAUUUUUAUCCUGAUGAUGCCUAUUAGGAUUGAAAUACAUCCCAGGACUAGGAACCAGCAGAGUCUGUGCAAGGAAGGAAGAUUGAGGAUUCAGUCGUUACAGGACUUCGCUUCUUUCACGAGGAAAGCGUCUAAGAAAGCCACCGUCUUUGCUGCCCUGGUUCGGAUGCACCGGAUAUUGACUUCGGAAGAAGCGAUGAAAGCUGCGAUUGUGGCCUUGAUGUUGGAGACACGCCUUCGGGGGUAUCCCCCGAAGAUCUCUCUCGGGGCCCUGGCGAGGGCUACGGAAAUGAACGGAUGCAGUGAGAGCCCACACUUCGAGGCCAAUGGAAGUGGUCAAUGCCAAGUUGAGCUUGAAGGCCUUGGGAUUUCUGGGAUGGAAGUUGGAAAAUUCAGUCGUGUUCUUGAUGAAAGCCAGGGAAGAGAAGUCUUGGAGUGCGAAACGAGUAUAAUGGAGAAAAAAGUGCAGGCUGGAGAAGAGCACUUGAUUCUGGACACCUCGGCGACCUCGUCAAUGUCACCAUCACCCCGGUUGGAUAUAAUGGUUCUAGAAUUGGGAAGUGAAGACGCCACGAUCUCUGUGGUUGAGGUUGGUAAGGGCAUGCGGGUUGUCGAUGAGAGCCAACUCAGCGAAGGAAGAGAAGUCUCAGGUCUCGAUGAAAGCCAAGGAAGACAGGUCUUAGAAGAUGAAGCAAGUGUGGAGAGGGUUAUGGAUGAAGGAGCGAAGAUAAUGGAUGUGUCGUCAUUGCCGCAGAUGCAGGUAAUGGGUUCGAACUCAACAGGCCAAUCAUGCAAGGUGAGUUCAGCCAUUGAGGCUCGUAAAGCCACUCAACCUGUUAAUGAAAGCCGAAGGGAAGUGAAGGAUCAAAGUGCCGCCAAGGCUGUGACUGAGGAAGAGGAGGAACAGGUUGUGGACAAGGCCAUGGUUGAAGAAGAGAAGAUAAUGGAUGUGUCGUCAUUGCAGCAGCUGAAGGUAAUGAGUUCGAACUCGACAAGCCAACGCAAGGUGAGUUCAGCCAUUGAGGUUUGUAAGGCCACUCAACCUGUUAGUGAAAGCCGAAUGGAAGUGAAGGAUCGAAGUGUCGUGAAGGCUGUGACUGAGGAAGAAGAGGAACAGGUUGUAGUGAAGGCCAUGGUUGAAGAAGAGAACAUCAUUGUGGAUAUGUCGUCAUUGCCGCAGAUGGAGGUGCUAAUGGGCUCGAACUCAACAAGCCAAGGGAUGGUGAGUUCAGUCAUGAUUGGCUUUAGUAGCGCUGUUAAUGAAAGCCGAGUAGAAGAGAAGGAACAGAGUGUCGUGAAGGCUAUGGCUGACGAAGACAAGGCGCUAGACGACUCUUCCACUCUUCUGGAUAUAGAAUUGGAUUACGGCGCAGACGAUCCUCACAAGGACAGCAUAAGAGAUGCCUGCUCUUUUUUCAAAUUCCUGCAAUGAUCCUGAUGGGUUUUACCUUUCACGGACACACGAUGACACGCUAUGGAGUCUGACAGUGGCUGUGUGCUGAAGGACAUGGCAUGAGUAGAUAAGGAGUCGUCGGAGACAGACGCAGCAAUGUUCUGAUGCUACCUCCUGUCAUUAUAUCUGUACUUGGGCAAGCUUUCAGUCAAGAUGCAGCGAUAUUGACCGGGUGACGGGGCUCAGCGUUCUGUUCCGGUGAAGACUGUAGGGAAUGGCCAUAUGGAACAGGAGAUGUGUGGAAAAAAAAAACAAAAAAAACACCGACAU
Molecule: messenger RNA, 11517 nt
Organism: Chara braunii
Lineage: Eukaryota; Viridiplantae; Streptophyta; Charophyceae; Charales; Characeae
Source: the annotation of a GenBank genome assembly